Messenger RNA from Ectocarpus sp. CCAP 1310/34, 501 nucleotides. NCBI's taxonomy places the organism in Eukaryota, Phaeophyceae, Ectocarpales, Ectocarpaceae. The record is from the annotation of a GenBank genome assembly.
GGGAUGAUCCAGCUGAUGGUACUGCUGUACAACUGGGUGUGGAAAAACGAGUGUACGCCAAGAAGUAGAUGGAGGGAAGGAGUGUUUGUGAACUUGUUGAAGAAAGGAGACAAGACUGAACCAGGAAACUACAGGGGGGUCACACUGUUGAACACAGUAGGAAGAGUGUUCUGUAAGCUGCUGAACGAUAGGAUAGUGGGAGUAUUGGAGAAGGAACAUAGCAUUAGUGAGGGCCAGGCAGGUUUCCGCAAGAAGAGGGGGUGCGUAGACCACGUAUUCACGGUAGGGAGAGUCAUCCAAGGUACAAAGAGGGCGGGAAAGCCGACGUAUUGCUUCUUCCUAGACAUGAAAAAGGCAUAUGAUACCGUAUGGAGAAUAUGGGCUAUGGAAACAACUGUCCAAAUACGGGAUCAAGGGGAAAAUGUGGAAAGUGCUGAAGAAGAUGACAGAGUGUACGAAAAGCGCGGUCAUGUUAGACGGAGGACUGAUUCUUCGACAUAG